Molecule: messenger RNA, 1467 nt
Organism: Triticum aestivum (bread wheat)
Lineage: Eukaryota; Viridiplantae; Streptophyta; Magnoliopsida; Poales; Poaceae
Exons: 7
Coding region: 155-1354 (399 amino acids)
Molecular function (GO): fatty acyl-CoA hydrolase activity
Source: RefSeq, a predicted model, not a curated record
UUUAAGCAAGUUAGAGGAGACGAAAAGGAAGCAGACACACCCCUGUCAAGUAGGAAAAGAAAGAGUAGGAGUAGGUCUGCCGGUCAUCGCGUCAAACUCGAUCCCCGUCCACCGCGCACGCCGGCGAGGCACCCCGCGCCCGCACGGCGCGUGCAUGGGCGACCCGGCGCCGCCCGCGUGGAUGGCCGCCGCGGCCCGCAAGUGGCUCGAGGACGCCGGCGCCAUCGCGGAGGACGGCGCCGGCGCCGGCGACGGCCGCAGGGCUUUUAACGCGCUGCCGCUGUUCGGCGUGCGCGUGUCCCUCGCCGAGCGCGGCCGCGCCGUCUGCUCGCUCCGCGUGCCCGCCCACCUCACGGACGCGGACGGGAGCUGGCACGCGGGGGCUAUCGCGGCGGCGGUGGACGACGUGUGCGCGGCGGCGAUCAUGUCGGUGGAGGGCAUCAUCAAGGUCUCCGUCCACUACGACAUCUCCUACUUCGCGCCGGCCAAGCACCAUGAGGAAGUGGAGAUGGACGGGCGGGUGGUCGACCGGAAAGGGAGGAUGACGGCGGUGACGACGGAGGUCCGGAAGAAGGAGUCCGGCGAGCUGGUGGCGAUCGGCCGGCAGUGGAUGACCACCUCCAGACCAAAGGGAUAUCAAGGAAGCAAGCAUUGCUCGAAUAUGCUCGGACUGAUUUUUCAGGGUGAAAAGCUCGAUUCUGACCAUAAGUGGUUGAAUCCGAUGAUAGCGGCGACUGAGCGUCGUUUCCUUUCUGAAGGCCUGCCUAAUGGAGUCGUUAGGAAGCGUCCAAGGCCCAACCAAAUCAAGCACACGCAACACACACACAUGGACGACGCGGCGGCGGAGGCCGAAGCGCUGCGGCUCCGGCUGGCCGCCGUCGCCAGGAAGUGGCUGGAGGACCCGCGCGCGGACUCCGCCGGCAACAUCACCCACGCGGCCAGCCAAAAGGGGCACGCGCUCAACUCGCUGGUGCUGGCCGGCGCACGCAUCUCCCUCUCCGAGCACGGCCGCGUCGUCUGCUCGUUCCAGGUGCCGCCGCCGCUCACCGACUCGGACGGGACGUGGCACGCGGGUGCGCUGGCGGCGGCGGUGGACAACAUGUGCUCGGCGGUGGUCUUCACUGUGGUGGGCGCGCCCACGGCCACCGUCCACUACGGCUUGUCCUACUUCUCGCCUGUCGCGUGCAACGAUGAGGUUCAAUUGGACGGGCGGGUGGUGGGCCGGAAAGGGAAGCUGACGGCCGCCGUGGUGCGGGUGCGGAAGAUGGGAUCCGGCGAGCUGGUGGCGAUAGGGAGGCAGUGGAUGACACCUGCUUGGCCAACAAAGAGCAACAAAAGCAGGAGCAACCUCUGACAGAAGUUAAAAUGUCGUCCGAUCGGAUGAUUUCAGAUUUGGGCAUCUCCGUUCAAUAGAGCGGAACAAAUGAAAAUCCAUUUUAUUAAUCCUUGGGUGAGUGAUUCUUUCUU